AUCUGCAGCAUCUGUACUCACCACCUCAUUUCUGCCACUGACCCAAGAAGAAGGUGUCUGCAAGAACCACUAAAAGAUGACAACCUACACUGACAAAGGUGAAAAGCACGAGCAGGGCAGGUUUGUCUGCUUCGACCACAUCACUUUCUGGGUUGGAAAUGCCAAACAGGCAGCAUCUUAUUACUGUAAUAAACUGGGGUUUGAGCCCUUGGCGUAUCGUGGGCUGGAGACAGGCAGUCGUGAUGUUGUGUCUCAUGCGGUGAAACAGGGGAAGAUUGUUUAUGUCUUCACCUCUGCCUUGAAUCCUGGUAAUAAAGAGAUAGGAGAUCACCUGGUGAAACAUGGAGAUGGUGUUAAAGAUGUAGCUUUCACUGUAGAGAACUGUGACUUCCUGGUAGAGAAAGCAAGAGAACGAGGUGCCAUUAUCGUUAAAGAGUCUCAUGUUGCGGAGGAUAAGUUUGGCACUGUGAAGCUGGCAGUACUUCAGACAUAUGGUGACACCACUCAUACACUUAUAGAGAGGGCAGGAUAUAAUGGGCUCUUCCUCCCAGGAUUCCAUGCUCCUCUGUUCUGUGACCCUUUCUUGGCAAAACUGCCAAGCGGGAAGCUGGACUUCAUUGACCAUGUGGUUGGAAAUCAGGCAGACAAUGAGAUGGUGCCAAUAGUAGAGUGGUAUCAGAGGAACCUGCUGUUCCACAGAUUCUGGUCUGUAGACGACAAGCAGUUACAGACUGAAUACAGUGCGCUGCGCUCCAUAGUGGUGGCCAACUAUGAAGAAACUGUGAAAAUGCCCAUCAAUGAACCAGCCAUGGGAAAGCGCAAGUCCCAGAUCCAGGAGUAUGUGGAGUACUAUGGUGGCCCAGGGAUUCAACACAUUGCCAUGAACACCUCUGACAUCAUUACAGCAAUCCGUAACCUAAAGGAACGUGGUAUGGAGUUCAUGUCAGUGCCUGACACUUACUACCAGCAGCUCAAGGAGAAUCUGAAGCUUUCCAAAGUCAAAAUUGUUGAGGACAUGAGCAUACUGGAGGAACUUAAAAUCUUGGUGGAUUAUGACGACAAUGGCUACUUGCUCCAGAUCUUCACGAAACCAGUACAGGACAGACCCACCGUGUUUCUAGAGGUCAUCCAGAGACACAACCAUCAAGGUUUUGGUGCUGGAAAUUUCAAAUCUUUGUUUGAGGCUAUUGAAGCUGACCAGAAUGCCAGAGGAAACCUCACCAUCCUUACACCCAAUGGCACAUCCGAGAAACUCUGAAUAGGCUAUUCAUAGUAAAUGCAUGGUGUACACAUUGAAAUUCGCACAUGACACUUGCUGACGAUUUGCUUU
Molecule: messenger RNA, 1330 nt
Organism: Rhinichthys klamathensis goyatoka
Lineage: Eukaryota; Metazoa; Chordata; Actinopteri; Cypriniformes; Leuciscidae
Gene: hpdb
Product: 4-hydroxyphenylpyruvate dioxygenase b
Exons: 14
Coding region: 77-1258 (393 amino acids)
Biological process (GO): L-tyrosine catabolic process
Cellular component (GO): endoplasmic reticulum membrane; Golgi membrane
Molecular function (GO): 4-hydroxyphenylpyruvate dioxygenase activity
Source: RefSeq, a predicted model, not a curated record